CACGUGACACUCACGUGAUGAUCUCUGCUAUUAUUAAUCUCUCCCCAAUUCGAAAGCCCUAGAGAGCCAGAUCUCAAUUUCUCCAUUCAGGAAAAAAUGAGCAGCCGUUCGAGUAGAACAAUUUACGUCGGAAACCUUCCCGGCGAUAUUCGUGAAAGAGAAGUUGAAGAUUUGUUCAGUAAGUAUGGACCUGUUGUUCAAAUCGAUUUGAAGAUUCCGCCGAGGCCUCCAGGCUAUGCAUUCGUCGAGUUUGAGGAUGCUCGGGAUGCUGAUGAUGCAAUUUAUGGCCGUGAUGGUUAUGACUUUGAUGGGCAUCGUUUACGGGUGGAACUAGCUCAUGGUGGGAGGCGUUCAUCACAUGAUGCACGCGGUAGUUACAGUGGCGGUGGUCGUGGCGGUCGUGAUGGUGGUGACGGUGGUGUUCGUGGGCGUGGACCAUCUAGGAGAUCUGAGUACCGCGUUGUAGUGUCAGGUUUGCCGUCAUCUGCGUCCUGGCAAGACCUCAAGGAUCACAUGCGUAAAGGAGGAGAAGUUUGUUUUUCGCAAGUGUUUCGUGAUGGUAGAGGUACAACUGGAAUAGUAGAUUAUACCAGCUACGAGGACAUGAAAUAUGCGAUUAAAAAGCUCGACGACACAGAGUUUCGGAAUGCGUUUUCUCAUGGAUAUGUUCGGGUUAGAGAAUAUGAUUCAAGGAGGGAUUCGAGGAGCCCCAGCCGUGGAAGAUCCUAUUCUAAGAGCCGCAGUCGUAGUCGCAGCCGGGGGCGGAGCCCUAGCCGCAGUAGAAGCAGGAGCAAGAGCAGAAGUCCAAAGGCUAAAUCUUCGCGCAGAUCACCUGCAAAAUCUACAUCGAGAUCUCCUCACUCUCGCUCCCGCUCUAAGUCAAGGUCACUGUCUCCACGGGGAUCUCGUUCAAGGUCAAGAUCUCCUCUACCCUCUGUUCAGAGGGAAGCAAGCAAGAGCCCAGCGAAAAGCCCUAUCCGUGGGAGGAGCAAGAGCAGAAGUAGGAGUCCAUCUCGGUAAAGAAACAUCUCGUAAUCAAGGUAAAAAAGCUGGGUUUGUUGGAAGAUUCUCCUAAAGAUGAUAUCUCUGCUAAUUGCUAUGUUGUUGUUGUUGGUGUGACUAAAACAAAGUAUGAUAAGUUGAAAAACUAGUUGUAUUUCUGGGUUACCUCAUGAGAUUUCACUCUCUUUUUUUUCUCUCUUAAAUAUUCACUGUAACUGUGUUCAGGAUUCUCUAUAAUAAGUUAGUGCUCAAUAGGAACUAUAAAAAAUUUACUA
Messenger RNA from Arabidopsis lyrata subsp. lyrata, 1277 nucleotides. Its product is annotated as serine/arginine-rich splicing factor SR34B. The coding region runs from base 97 to 1020 and encodes 307 amino acids. Gene Ontology annotation, cellular component: nucleus; ribonucleoprotein complex; cytoplasm. The transcript has 13 exons. NCBI's taxonomy places the organism in Eukaryota, Viridiplantae, Streptophyta, Magnoliopsida, Brassicales, Brassicaceae. Gene Ontology annotation, molecular function: mRNA binding. The record is from RefSeq and is a predicted model, not a curated record.